AUGCAUACGAGGCAAGUCUCAGUGCUAUUCAAAUCCUUCUCGUUUAGUUUCGUAUGGGCGUUUUUCCAGUGGUUUUUUGCAGCCGGUGAUGACUGUGGAUUCGCCAGUUUCCCCACCUUUGGUCUCAAAGCCUAUGCCCAAAGAUUCUAUUUUGACUUCUCAUCAACAUAUGUUGGUGUGGGAAUGAUAUGUCCUUAUAUGGUUAACAUUUCAUUACUCAUUGGUGCAAUCAUGUCAUGGGGCAUCAUGUGGCCACUCAUUGAAGCCAAGAAAGGAAUUUGGUACUCAGCAGAUAGCAAGCAGUCUUCAUGGCAUUCAAGGUUAUAG
Molecule: messenger RNA, 327 nt
Organism: Lactuca virosa
Lineage: Eukaryota; Viridiplantae; Streptophyta; Magnoliopsida; Asterales; Asteraceae
Source: the annotation of a GenBank genome assembly